UCUAUAGAGUUUAUCUACACGAACACAAUAUUGGCAAUAUGAAUAUUCAUUACCUACAUUUACACCAAUGGAGAGUUUAAAUCAGCACACGGUGGUUACAUAUACGGGUAUAAAACUUAUCCUCGUGUAACUUUACCACAUGACUUUGGAAAGACGAAUUAGAUCGUCAGUCAUAGAAAUAAGCGACAUUUUAAAAAGUUCUUUUGAAAAGAAUUGCUAUGGAGAACAAGAAUGUAUAUGUACGAUGGAUCUCCGCUAUAACAUUGUUGGCUGUGAUUAGCUGUUUUGUACCGGUUCGAUGUGGUAGUUACUGCUCUUAUUCUCGUUCCUACUACUGCUCUUACUACGGAAAUACCCAGUAUUAUGAUAGUGUUAAAUUAAUAGGGAAAAUGGCUGGUGGUAUAGUCGGCGGGAUUGCUGGAUUUGCUAUCUUAAUGUGCUCAGUGACGAUAAUAAUAGUUAAAGUCUGCAAGAAAACAAACCACGGACGAAUGGUUAUCCAGCCAGCUCAACCACCUGUCUCCUACAUCGAUGCAGCACAACGUCUAACUGUUGGUCAACAUGACCCGAAUUCAACCCGACUGCAUUCCACACCUUCAAUCCAGGUACAACCCGCGAUUCGUGGUGAAGAAGAGUUGCAUCAUGUCUACUAAGGACAGCCCACACCUGUACACCAAGGACAAUUCUCAUCUCAAAAUCUAGGAGAUAUCUCAUCUCCCAGUCAAGGACAAAUGUCAUCUCAAAAUCAAGGACAACCAACACUUUCCAGUGAUGGACAGAUUUCAUCUCAAAAUCAAGGACAACCCACAUUUACAAGCCAUGGAGAGACCACAUAUCCGAGUCAAGGAGAUAUCUCAUCUCAAAAUCAAGGACAACCAACACUUUCCAACUAAGACCAGACCUCUCACCACCGUUAAUAACAACAAACAUUUUCCAACAGAGGACAAAUCUCAUUUAAUAAUCAAAGACAACCAAUACCUCCAAACUAAGGAUAAACCUUACCUCACCAUAAAGGAUAGUCCUCAGCUGCACUCUAUCUCCCAGACAAUCGAACAAGAGGUGCGAAAUGCACCCUGGCGGAUCCGGAUUAACUACAUGCAAUCGUGAAACAAUCUUGUAAGAGUGUUUAGAAAAGGGAGGGGAAAAUAUGAAUGACAUCCAGUACCGUUGAAGAGUGGAAUGUAUAUGUGCAAUAUUUUGACAUUUCAAAGGAACAAUGGUUUAUGGUGAAAACAAUUAAUUCAUCUACAGUGUAUCAUUUUGCAUGGUCACUUAGUUUCGAUGAUAUACAAUUUAUGAUAUACUUACAGUUUCAAAAUUGUAUGUAUGGUAGGUUUACAUUACAAGCAAUCUGUAAUCACAAUGUUGAAUGUGAUUGUGUUUAUGCUGAUGUAAUUGCUAUUAAUUAGGUGGGACAUGCAUUAUUUCAUUUUAAUGUUUGCCAUUUGAAACAAAUUCUACACGCCUCUGCUUGCCUUUUUUCUGCUAAUGUGUCGCAUCUUCUCCAAAUGCACUGAAUUUGAUAUUGUUUUAUCUAAAUGAGACUGAUCCAUCGUUUCAAUAAACGUGAUAUACAUAUAAUACACCCGUGGAAUACAACUCGGGGUACAUCCCUGUUGGGGCCUGGAUAACGAAUUCAUUUCUUAUGUAACCAAAUGAACUCGCUAACAAGGUCCAGUCACAUGUGGUUGAAAAAUGAUAUUAUUUAUUUACUGAUUAAAUCAUGUUGAAACUAC
Molecule: messenger RNA, 1736 nt
Organism: Ostrea edulis (European flat oyster)
Lineage: Eukaryota; Metazoa; Mollusca; Bivalvia; Ostreida; Ostreidae
Exons: 4
Coding region: 219-653 (144 amino acids)
Source: RefSeq, a predicted model, not a curated record